This is a messenger RNA of Alligator mississippiensis (American alligator), 7512 nucleotides long. It is a transcript of the gene CDHR4, whose product is annotated as cadherin related family member 4. The coding region runs from base 1835 to 4279 and encodes 814 amino acids. The record is from RefSeq and is a predicted model, not a curated record. Gene Ontology annotation, cellular component: membrane. Gene Ontology annotation, biological process: homophilic cell-cell adhesion. Lineage: Eukaryota; Metazoa; Chordata; Crocodylia; Alligatoridae. The transcript has 20 exons. Gene Ontology annotation, molecular function: calcium ion binding.
CCUUGCCUACAGGGGUCCUGGAUGAUCUCCAUGGAGACCCCACCUGCCUGCUGCGUCCAGCAUCCCCAGCUGUGGGUGCAGGACAGAAGGGCCAGGUCUGGUGGCGUCAGAGACACGAGCAGUGGCAGCUGGAAGGAGCCACUGAUGGGGCUGCUAGGAAGUGGAGUCCAGCUACCACACCACCCCCACUCUGCCAUGCACCCAGGGAUGACAAGACCAGCUGCACAAACCACAGCCCAGAAUGCCCCAGCACCUUGCCCAGGCAGGGCUGAGGGACCUGCCGCAGCCUGGAUAAAAUCCCUUGGUGGGCUGGAUCCAGUCUGCAGGCCAUAUUUUGCCCACCUGUGCAGUAGAGCCCCUGGAGGGCAGCCUUGGGUUAGUCUUCCCUCCCACCUGAGAGGUCUAGGUGGUAGUUCCCAAGGUUGGUUUGCCAAUGACUGAGACUGUUAAUUGUAUUGAGUUUCAGUUCAUGUUAAUAGUUAAAGUUUUCUCUAAGGCUGGCUGUUUGCUUCCUUUUCCCCUGUAAUAAACCAUGAUGUAGUUGAACAUUGCUUGUGAGUUGGAAAGUGGUUUUACUUUGGAACACCUGGUUAAAAUGGAUUUUCCCAAGUUUCUCCAUGCAAGCUGGAGUCAAAUUUGGAAAGCUUGUGUUAAACUCCUAAAAUUGAGCCCAGCCCCUGUUACUGCCAUCCAAGUAGAAGGGUUAUGUGAUACUGGGAGAAGUGGUACCCCUAGGGCAGGGGUGGGCAAUUAUUUCAGGCAGAGGGCCACUUACUGAGUUUUGGCAAGCCAUGGGGGGCCAAUGACAGGCAGCCAGGGAGAGAUAAAUAUUAAUUUUCUAAAUUUUUUAGGGGCCCCGCGGGCCAGAUAGAAUUGCCUGGCAGGCUGCAUCCAGCCUGCGGGCUGCAUUUUGCCCACCCCUGCCCUAGGUAAUUGAUGUGAAAGGGUUCAGGGCAGCUUACUCAGGGCUUCAAGCCCCAGAUAGUCACAGCGGAGUCAGGCACAGCACUCGCUGCAUCUAGGCUCCCAGUAGGCACAGGACUGGGAGGGGUUACAUGAGCUGCCAUGGGGAACCCCCAAUCACUAGACUUACAACCAGUGCCGCGGCAGAGUUAGCUCUGUGUAGUGUAUUGGGUAGACAAGGCUGCCCCUGGGGCUGAGCAGUGGUCUACUAGGUGCAGCCCUAAGGCUGGCUCAUGGCUGCAUGCUUCCUGGGAGUCUGGGCUUCCUGCAUGCAUUCUGGGAUGAGGAGCUGUGGCCUGGUCCUGUGUGUGGGUUUGGGGGUGCAUAGGCAGACAGCAGGGAAAGCUUCAAGCUGUAUUGGCUGUUGUGAAUUAAAGAAAAGACCCCCAUCAGGAAAGGUACAUGUCUUGUGCCAGCCCAGCUUUGGUGUGCCAAGAACACAAUCAACUUAGUGGGGUAGUCACAGCAUCUCGGCACAAAGUUUGAAUGGAUGUAAAAGCUCAGCUGGGCGCAAGUAUGGUGUCCCUCAGCCUGAGCUAACAGUGACAGGAGGAGGCCCUGUGUUGUAAGGAAAGGUCAGGGACCUCAGGAUUCAGGCUAAAGGGGAAAGCUCGGGGAAGCACAGACCACAGGCUGGCACAGCAUGGGCAGUAGAUGACAGAAGGGCCCUGGAAGUUGUUACCAACAUCUGAGUGAGGGAGUGGCCACUGUCCUUGGGACCAGCAGGACUGGGGUGGUGCCUGCUUUUCCUGAGCAUAACCUAGAGUCUAUAGCAACAGCCCAGCAACCUUCUGCAGUUUCCCAAACACAGGCAGGCAGAGUUGAGCCACCUGGCCACAUCCAGUCUGUGGACACUGUAUCUCUGGCAGCUAUGGGGGUAUUCAGGAACCUGCCUCUACUGCUGCUCCUCAUCCUUGGCACCUCAGGGGUCUUCGUCAGAGCCACUGCACCUCCAUACCCAGCACUGCUUGAUCUUCCGCGCACUGUGAAUGUGAGUGAGAAUGCACUGCCUGGCACAUCCAUCGCAGAAUUCGUCCUCAACUGCACGCACUUGAACAGUAACAUCAGCGUCACUCUGCAAAGUGUCACCCCACCCACUACCUUCUUCAACCCACCUGCCAUCAGCCCCAGUGACACCAUGGACAAAUGCUACAGCAUUAAGAUCACACUCAGUCCCAGUGCUGCCCUGGAUGCCAAGCAGGUGAAUCAAUACACAUUGGUCCUGCAGGCCCAGUGCCCAACCGAGAAGCUUGUUGAGACACAACUAUUUGUCCAGGUCAUGCCAGAAGAUGCUGCCCCACAGUGCAUGGGCAAGUUUGCCAGUGCAGAUGGGGAUCUGAUGGAAGUCCCAGAGAAUGUGGCUCCCCUGUUACCCAUCUACACUGUGAUCCUGCAGCGCCCAGUGAGUGGGCUGAGGUUCACCAUUGAAGACAACAACUCGCCAUUCAGUAUCAGCUCCAGUGGCCAGGUGCUGGCCUCAGAAACUGGCUUCUCCUUGAGACAUCACAAUCAGUUCAGACUGCAGAUAUUGGUGACUGACAGAAGAGGAAGGAACUGCAGCGGGAUCCUGAAGGUGCAAGUGCUGCAUGUUCACCAGCCCCGUGUCAACUUCACGGUGCCAUGGCAGGCUGUGAUGGUGCAGGAGAACACGGGACCCAUGCAGAGGGUCACACAAGUCUCAGCCAGUGGAGACCACGUGCGCUACGAGAUCAUUGCACCAGCCUUUCACAGGCUCUACACUAUCAACCCACGGACAGGUGAGAUCCAUAACACCUACAACGUGGACCUGGGGCAGUUCCCAGAGGCAGCCCACACUCAGCUGCUAGUGCAAGCCUAUGACAUGCUGCACCCCAGCGACAGAGCCACAAUGACGCUCAACAUUACUGUGCUGAAGGCCAAUGUCCUGGCACCCCGCUGCUCACCUAAUGUUUUUGUGGCACAAUUGCCAGAGACCACUCCCAUUGGCAGGACUCUGAUGACUCUGACCUGUACGGAUCCUGAUGUUGGCAAUAGCUCUCUGCACUACCAGGUUGAAGGUGACCAGAGAUCCCACUACAAAUUCCGCAUGCAGGGCCACCAGCUGCAGGUCAACACCACCCUGGACUAUGACAGUGAAUCCAUUGCUGCUGCUGGCUUCCAGUAUGUGGCUACUAUCCUGGUGACAGACAGCAGGCAGCCUCCCCAGACCAGUAAGUGUUCUGGUCCCUGCCCAGGACUCUCUUGCUCCCAAGCCAGUGUGUCUGUGCUGGUGACAGUGACCCCUGUGAACGAGUACCCCCCUGCAUGUCCAGUGCACUCUACAUUCAGCGUGAGAGAGGAUGCUGCAUUUGGUUACAUCAUUGGUUUUGUAAAUGGUACCGACUGGGACUAUCCCUUCAACAGCAUCAUAUACAGCCUCGUUGGAGAUGCAGGUGGCAGCCUUCCUGAUUUCUACAUUGGUCCAUGGAGUGGAACGAUUCAUGUACUCAGACCACUGGACUAUGAGAGACAGGCGACCUACCAGCUAAUUGUGCAGCUGCAGGAUGCGCACAAUGACGUGGACCCGAAGUUCCAACUGAGUGUGUCCUGCAGUAUCACCAUCAAUGUGCAGGAUGUUGAUGACCAGCCCCCAAUCUGCCAACCCAUGAUUAAGGAGCUCUCCAUAUACUCCACACUGGCCCCCAGUCAGCCUGUCACAUAUCUGGAGUGCUCGGACUAUGACAGGAGCACUGUGCUGCCCUUGUGUUACACCAUUGUCGGAGGCAACAUCAAUGAACGAUUCCAUUUGCGUGGGAACACCCUUUACCACAACCGCUUCUCUUACGACCCUGAUGAGAUCUUCGACCCCUUAACCUUUGAGCUUCUGGUGGAAGUGUUGGACAGCUGCAGCCCGCCGCAUCACAGCACGACUGCCACAGUGAUUGUGCAUGUGAUUCCCUGGGCCACAACUGUGCCCACCACUAGCACCUGGCUCACGACACCAAGGACAGAACCACUAGUAAUCACACGGACAGACUACUUCUGGGAGCCCACACCCUGGUUUAUGGUGGUGCUGACCACCUCCAGCAUUCUUCUUCUGGCAGCCCUUGGAUGGCUGGCCUGGAGACUCCUGUGCCGGUCCAUCCCCAGAAAACCAGCCCAGCUGCUUCUGCAGGACAGAUCCCUGCCCCACACAGACUCUGUGAACAGAGAGAAAGGGGCCCUGCAUGAUCUGAGCAAGGAGAUGGAUUCUUCCAGCAUCCUGAGCUUGGGGCAGUUUGAUGGCCGUGCCCAGGACCCCUUGACAGGCCGAGAAUAUCUCUUCAACAGCAGCACUGGAGCACGGCGUUGGACCUGAAUGCAUCCCUUUCACCCCUGCACUACUAGACCUAAGAAACAUACCUUGUCCCCUCCCCAUGCUACUAGAUUAAUUUAAGUACAGUACAUACCCUGGCCCAGCUACCCCACCUCAGAACUAUGAAGAACCUUGUUUCUAUGUUCAUAUAUUGAUUAAUGGUCUGGGAGGGGAGGUCAGCAAUAUAUGCAUAUUGGGAGUGUGAUGCCCAUUGUGCCCACUGUGAGCGUAUGGUGGCAGCAGUAUUUCCAAUUUUAUAGGGUCCCAUUUAGAUUUUAAAGCUGUAAUCUAACCAUUUAUAUUUGCUGAUUGGGUAAAGGUAAUUACCAAUAUUGGCAGGCAAUUAAGUGAGGGUGACCCCUUUUCUUUGAGUUGCAGGAGUACUAGCUUGCAAAUUGUAAGGCAGGGGUCUUUUUCAAUCAACUGUCAUCUACUGUAAUCUUGGAGGGUGCCUGUCAGAUCACUUUGGCAUUCCUAACCAAUCAACAUGCGUGUUAAGUAAUCAAGAACCACCCAAGGAGCAUAAUAGAUAGUCGCAUAGGUUAAGUUUGGAUAUCAGAAGUCUGAGACACACUGAAUACAACCUAUUAUCUGACAAGCGACAAACAGAACUGAGUACAAGCACUUGUACCAGAGAACAGCAGAAAUCAAGAUUUAUUACUACUCUUAAUCAUCAGCUGUCAGCUCUUUAUUAUCUCUGAUAUGUUCAUUGAUGAUCAAGUAAUUCUCCAGAAGGCAAUGUUGCCCUUGUUGCAAGAUAUUCAUGGGAAUGUGGUCCUUGCUAUUUCUAGUUUAAAAUAUUUAAGCCACUUGCUUAAAGUUAGGCCUCAUCUGUCUCUACCUUACUCUGGCAGUAGAACUUCUGGAUGCAAACACCAGGUGCAAGCAUGCACAUACCUAGGUGUUUCUAGCAGCAUUAUGUGGCUUCGCUCAGUAGUGGUGCUGCCAGAGCACAAAGUACACCUAGGGAGGUACUAGCUACUGAAGACCUUGCCGCAGCUGGCAGAGGGCACAAGAUGGCAGCAGUCAGCACAGGGCUGGGCAGCAGCAGAAGCCACACACUGCUCAGAAAAGGUGAAAUAAUAACUCUGCUGUAGAAAGGAGGCUUCUGCUACCACAGGAGAGCUGCUUCUGGCUGAGCACUAAUGUAGACCAGUCCUUAGUGUUCAAGACUCUCUCAGGGCACUUUACUUGGGCCUACAAAGUGAAAACACUUAGAGAAUGUUGCUUAAUCAAAAUCCGGUUUGUGAUUCUCGGAGAUGCAGCUAGAAGGCUUGAAGUUACCCUUUAACAACUACCCUUACAUGCGAAGAACUAGGAUCUAGGGCAGGCUUGGCCAACAUAUGGCCCGCGGCCGCCAUGCGGCCCGCCAAGCCAUUUUCUGUGGCCCGCAGUGCUGUGAUAGGAAACAAAAGUAAAUACUGUUUACUUUUGUUCCCACCCCCUGUCUCUCCCCCAGCCCCUCAGCAGCUUCCUAAUGGCUGCUGAAGGGCUGGGGCAGGGACAAGGUUCCUACAUGCACCACAUCAGCUUGACGUUGCCAACUCAGUGCGGCUCCUCCCCUUCCCCUUCAUUUCACUGUGUCCCAUCCUAGCUCCGUCCCUCCCUUCCUCAUUUGCAUGCUGACCCUGCCCUGGUCCCGCCGGCCACAUGGGCCGGAGCAGGUUGUGGUGCAGCGAGCAGGUGUGCGGGGUGCGGGUGCCAGCGUGGAGGGAUGCUGUGGCCAGGCCCAUGAGAAAUGCUUCUGCCACUGCUGCUGUGGCUGUUGGGGCAGGAAGCUGGCACCAUUCCCGCCUCCCCGCAUACCCCCACACCUGCAGACAUCGUGCUGGGGGUGGUGAGUCACGGGCCCUGGGAGGGAGGGAGCCCUGCCGGUUGGGCUUGGGCUGCCCCAGGGGAGAGGGAGCAGGGGGUUGUCCCUGCACAUCCCACACCCCCUGUAGGGUCCCUGCAUGUCCCCCUGGUUGCUGAGCCCAGGCGCGCAGGUGUGGAAGCAUCUUCAAGGCUGCCCAGGUGGCAGGGAGGACACGGCAGGGUCAGGUGGCGUCCCUUGACCCCUGCCCCCCCAGGCCGCGGCUGGACUGGACAGGCCGCGUGAGCGCCCACUCCUGCCGGCCCACUGGGUGAUAAACAUUUCAUGAUCCAGCCCCACAUUCAAAAAGGUUGGAUACCCCUGAUCUAGGAAAUGGAGUCUCACCACUCCUUCUGAAGCCUAGGAGCUUGGGAAGGGCACAGCCGUUCAUGGGGCUGGCUGAAUGCCCUGUAGUAGUUCUGGGUUCUAAAGUUUCUUUUAGGGUUAGCAGGAUCUUAGUGCCUUGCUGCCAGAGAAGAGAAGAAACUGAUGGAAGGUUGUGGUAGCAUUUUAGGGGCUUAGCAGGUUCUUUGGUGAAUUUAGCCCCUCAGAUGACAUGCCCUAUGUGGAGUAGAAAACUGUAUAAUUCAGUUCCCCUUGGUAUUGUCCCACUUGGUAUUGUUCCUGCUAGGUGUGGAGGAAUCAAUUUUUCCUCUGGGACAUGGGAGUUGGGGUGGGUGUUGGCCAUCCAGGUGGGUGUCUAUGAAGUCUCAAGAACUGUCCAAAAAAGGUUGCAUUUUCCUGGAAAAGAUGCUGGAAGAGCAAAGGCUACACAUUAAUUCUGAAAGACUGCCAGCCAUGGAAUAGAACCUGAAACCAAUUAGACUGUAUCUUAAGCAGGGAACUCCCAAAAGAACCAUGCUGGCUUUGAAGACAGGGAAUAUUCCUAGGGGCUGUGGGGCAUUGUGGCAGGCUGUGACAUUAAUGUGGAAGGCACAUGAACUCUGCUUUCCUGUUGUCAUCAAAAGGCCCUCAAAUACUGUAUUCAGCUAGUAGCUGUUGAAUGGCUACUGCCAAUACACAGUGCUUGAAUUGCUCCCAGAAGGGUUCCGAGGGGGCUCCGCUCAUCUGGAGAGGCCUGGUGAAACAUGGCCAGUGGAGCUGAAGGUCCAGUGUUGGAACUGUGGGGCCUGGCAGCGGCAAAGGCCAACACCACUAAGAAUGGGACUGUCCCAGAGAGCCUAUAUAGAGACAAUUGCAGUGCACUCUGUAACUCCAUGCACUUUCUGGGGGUGGUUCUGGAGUGGCACACCCUUCUUUCCCAUUGACUGCUUCAGGGCCCUUGUAUCUCAGCUCUCUCCUAGGCUGUUUCCUUUACUGUCCAGUAGAUGGCAUGAGUGUACAGCAAAUCUCUGAUGCUUUCUUAAAUGUUCAAUGACCAUUU